CGUAUGUAGGCAAUAUGGCGAAAUGCUGUCCAAAUUUAUAACUGGAAAAACUGUGCUGAAGAUAAUUACCUGCGCGCGGUUAUGCACGUUUAAAUGAGAAUAUGACUUCCAAAGAUCCCCACGGACCCCUCGACACUCCUGUGUGCAAGUCCCCGAAACCAAAGCAUGUGGAGGACGAGGAUGAAGGAGAUGCUAACGAUACGGUGUCCACGGAAUCCUCAUCAAGUUACAGCCAGUCCGACUACUCUGACGACCUAGAGCCAGAAUGGCUGGACGACGUCCAGAAGAACGGAGAACUCUUUUAUUUGGAACUGAGUGAGGGGGAGGAGGAGGCGGCAUUGGCCCAUUCCAGCGCCAUUCAGGGGCUCACCACCAAUCACGUGCGCUUCAGCGACAAGGAGGCGGAGAUCAUCACCGACAGCGGGAAGCACAAGGAAGGGGGCGGCAAGGUGGAGCCCAAGCUGAAGAAGCUGGCCAAGAUCCUGAAGAAAAAGCGUCCCUCACAGCGGCGGACGGACGGGAAAGGGGGAUCGGGGUCGGCAGGGGGAGGGGGCGGCGCCCACCCCUCUCACCCCACCUCCAUCCUGAAGAACCAGGCGGGGCAGCGUUCUGGGGUCGUGGUCCAGCAGCCGCAGCUGAAGGAGGUGUACGUGUACCUGAACCCCAAAAGGCUGGGGAGCUGCUCACCCCCCCUGGAGAGGGGAGGGCUGCUGGAAGCCCUCGUGGGUGUGGUGCACCGCCCCGCGUGGGGGAAGGGGGAGGGAGAUGGUGCGGGGCGGAGAGAGGAGAGGCUCAUCAUCCAUGGGCUGGUGCCCAACAGCCCUGCUAUCAAGUGCGCCCAGAUCCUAAUCGGUGAUGUUCUUGUUGCUGUGGACGAUGUGGACGUUACGUCAGAGAACAUUGAGAGGGUGCUUUCUUGUAUCCCUGGUCCGACACAGGUGAAGCUGACGUUGGAGACGGCUUCCGUGGGGGACGGUCUGAACCCCGCGCCCCCCAGCGGGAGGCCCUCCCCUCCGGUCAGUCAGCUGGUCAAGCUCCUCUGGGGGGAGGACACUGUGGAGCUGCAGAUGUCCAUCGGCCACAUCCCGCACAUUGUCAUGUACCUGACCCUCCGGCUGGACUCCGAGUCAUCCCGAGAAGACCAGGAGAUUCUAUACCAGUACCCCGUGUCUGAGGCCUCCAGCCAGCUGAAGGGAGUGAGGGGCAUAUUCCUCACUCUGUGUGACAUGCUGGAGAAUGUCACCGGAGGGCAGAUCAUCAGUUCCUCCCUGCUGCUCAGCAAACACCUGGUCCAUGUGGGCUACUGGAAGGAAGGGGACAACCUUCUGGUCAUUGGUUUGCCUGCAGAAAGGGUUCCACUCCUUCAUUUGAAAACUGUUGUUGGGGGUGUCGUGCGGACUCUGAGGGUGAUGUACGGCUCCUUAGACAGUGCCUUCUGUGAUGCGGAUAACGCCCCAAGGCUGGACCACUUCUUCUGCCUGUUCUUCCAGCAGCUGAUCCAACCCUCGAGGCUGAGUGACAGCCCCGGGGCGCCACCCCCUGAUGUCUCUGGCACACUCUUCCUGGACGGGCUUCCUGCUGUGCGCUGGCUAACCCUUCCCCCAGAAACAAAGGUUGAAAUUGACACAAUUCUCUCCGAUUUUGAGUCGUCGGAUUUUGGAGAAAUGUCAGAAGAUUUCUUCGGCAUGCGCCGGCUGUAUGUCACCUUGGGCUCCUGUCUGUUCUACAAGGGCUACCUGAUAGCGAAUCACCUUCCGAAGGAGGACCUGCUGGACGUGUCUCUGUACUGCCAGCACUACUGCCUCCUGCCCCUGGCCUCCGAGCAGCGCAUCGGUCAGCUCGUCAUCUGGAGGGAGGUGUUCCCCCAGCGCCACGCCCAAUCCGCCUCCAAGACCACGGGGUGGGGCUACUGUGAGCCCCAGGGCCGCUACUUCCUCCUCAUCGUGGGGCUGAGGCACUUCAUGCAGUGUGUACUGCUGGAGGCAGGGGGCUGUGCAGCGCCCGUGCUGGGGGUCCAGGGGCCGGACUGCGUGUACGUGGACCAGGUGAAGGCCACGCUGCUGCAGCUCGAGGGGCUCGGCAGUGGCAUCGAAGAGCGUCUGGCCAUGCCCCCCACCCCCUGCCUCUCCUGUGCCGAUUGGUUCCUUCCCUCAGCCCGUGACCGGCUGGAUAGCAUCACCAGCUCGCCCAUCUUCAGCAAGCUGGCGGGCAACGUCAAGGCCCCCUCGCCCACCGGGAGGCGGAGCCUGUUCGGGGACGCCGCCUCCUCGCUCCGCACGCGCCGGCCCAGCCCCCAGCGCAGCCUAUCGGACAGCGGCAGCGAGGGGCAGGGGGACGGGCUCUCCUUCGUCCCGGGCCUCAGCCCCCACUCCACUCCCGACCCGUCCAGGAAGCUGGGGGGACGCAAGGACUCCCUGGGGUCCGGGGGCUCUGAUGGCAGUGGGGGCAGUGGGAGCCUCUUCAAGAUCCCCAGGAAGAAGCACCCCAACCCUUUCUACCUGGGCACCUUGAAGAAGAGCCUGACGGAGAGAGAGACCGAGGAGAUGUACAACACUAUGAAGCUGACGUCGGGGGCGGAGAACACGCUCUUCCACUACGUGUGCAUGGAGACGGUCCAGGGGAUCUUCAUCGCCCCGACGCACCGGGAGGUGUCCCAGCUCAGCGGCUCCAUCCACCCGCAGCUCAUCCGCAACUUCCAUCACUGCUGCCUGUCCAUCCGGGCCGCCUUCCAGCAGAGCCUGCCGCCCAGGGAGAAGCGCGGUGUGGACGGGCCUCAGGGAACCCGUGGGCUUGGCCCAGUGAAAGAGCAUGGGGUUCUGUUUCAGUGCAAACCCGAGAACUGGACCGACCAGAAGAAGCCUGCCCCCACUAUGACCUACUGGGUCAUCGGGCGGAUGCUUCUAGAACCUGUCCCUCAGGAAUUCUACGUGUGUUUCCAUGAUUCUGUGGCAGAGGUCCCUGUGGAGAUGGCCUUCAGGCUGUCUUUUGGCCUGACCUUGUGAGGGAGACAUUUCUGAGGAGAGGCACAGGGAACCUCAGAGGAUAACACUAACUACCAACAAUACUUCCAUCAGCAGUGAAGGGCAGCUGUUGUCCUCAAGGUCACCUGUUUUGAUUUGUCCUCAGGACCUUGUAAUUUGGAUGUAGUUUCAAUGAUUGACCAGGAACCUUAAAUGCCUAAGCCAUUAAGGAUGGGUACUUAUGACAGUAAGACUGUCACCCUCCAGGAUUAAGCUUGUUCACCACUUACCAGUAGUCUUCUGUAGAUUCUCUUUAAAAGGCAGGUUGGUUAUCUCUUACCUCAUUGUAACACACACUAGCUCCCCUGAUUGGCUCAAUCCCCCCGUAUAAUGUACCUAGUUUAGUUUGAGGCAAGCGUUUUCUGUGAAUGAAGAGAAAAACUGGCCUACACAUGGACUAGAACAGGAGCUGAUUGAGUUACGAAACCUGUCCUUUUAAGCCAUUUUUGUGCGAUGCCCACAUAGUAAUGGACCAUAUUUAUAACUUCUCCCAUUUACACCUGACCAAAUGACUGAAAAAUGACUGUUCUUGCCUGCUUUGUCCUGGUCCACAUUGACAUGGCA
Molecule: messenger RNA, 3584 nt
Organism: Megalops cyprinoides (Indo-Pacific tarpon)
Lineage: Eukaryota; Metazoa; Chordata; Actinopteri; Elopiformes; Megalopidae
Gene: intu
Product: inturned planar cell polarity protein
Exons: 16
Coding region: 102-3002 (966 amino acids)
Biological process (GO): establishment of planar polarity; vesicle-mediated transport; nervous system development
Cellular component (GO): cilium; cytoplasm
Molecular function (GO): protein binding
Source: RefSeq, a predicted model, not a curated record